Messenger RNA from Physella acuta, 2549 nucleotides. RefSeq lists its product as uncharacterized. Gene Ontology annotation, molecular function: procollagen-proline 4-dioxygenase activity; iron ion binding; L-ascorbic acid binding. The record is from RefSeq and is a predicted model, not a curated record. NCBI's taxonomy places the organism in Eukaryota, Metazoa, Mollusca, Gastropoda, Physidae. Gene Ontology annotation, cellular component: endoplasmic reticulum. Gene Ontology annotation, biological process: peptidyl-proline hydroxylation to 4-hydroxy-L-proline.
UUGACCCGGGGUUUAUACGUUUCACCCUGACCCUGUCGUGCAGUUAUUAACAUAACAGGUUGAUUACACUACACUAUCUAGACCUUGGGCCUAAUGAAUUCUGCUCAGCCAUGUCCACCUCCUAUAGUCAAGGAAGAAAUUGACCUACCAAACGGAUACAGAACAAAAUUGGCAUUUCUGCUUCAUAAUGUCAUGACAGAAGAAGAAUGCAAAAACUUUAUUACCAAAUCAGAAGAGGUUGGCUACGAGGAGGCUUUACUUAAUAUAGGUGGUGGAAGCAGACAAAUAAUGAUGUCAGAAAUUCGAAACAGUAAACGGUGUAUUAUAGAUUCUUAUGAAUAUGCUGCCGAGUUGUGGAAGAGAAUCAAAGGAUUUCUCCCUGAUGAUUUUGAAGGGAAAAAAAUUUUGGGCCUUAAUGAAAGACUUCGAUUUCUACGGUAUGAUCCUGGACAUUAUUUUAAAGAGCAUCUAGAUGGAGCCUAUGUACGGGAUAAUGGUGAAGCUAGUGUCAUCACCUUAUUAUUGUAUUUAAAUCAGGGAUUUGAAGGUGGUGCAACAACAUUUUUAGGAAUAAACAAUGAACGAAUUUCUGUUGUACCAAAAACAGGCUCUGUACUUAUCUUUCAACAUGAUGUUAGACAUGAAGGAUCACUCCUGGUAAAAGGCAGAAAAUACACAGUGAGGACUGAUGUUAUGGCAUCUGCUACCUAGAGUUUGUCAAAGGGUGUCUGUUUUGUUUUGUAAGAUUGUAUAUUCUUUUAACAAAUGUCUUUCAAAUUGGUGCUCAUGAAAGUGAUUAUAUUUAAGAUUUAUAAUCUAGUGUCAUGGUGUGAAUGCAUUGAAGAAGUGAUGAUGUCAACAAAUGUUAACUAAGGGAUUAACCAUGAAUUGUUGAAUAGUGGGCAACUUAAUACAACAAACUCAACCAGUCCAAUACAGAAUGCAUGAAUACAAUAUACAUCAGAAGCUGACACUACCAAACAAGAUAAUGUGUGUUAAAAUAAUGUUAAAAUCCUACAGCUAAUCAACCAGCAGUCUUGAUUACCACGGAACACAAAAGCAUAUUCCACCUUUCUCUGCCUCACAUUUCACCUUUCUCUGCCUCACAUUUCACCUUUCUCUGCCUCACAUUUCACCUUUCUCUGCCUCACUUUUCACCUUUCUCUGCCUCACAUUUCACCUUUCUCUGCCUCACUUUUCACCUUUCUCUGCCUCACAUUUCACCUUUCUCUGCCUCACAGUCAUGGAAACUAAAUAAUACCUGGGUGAAAGGGACAAGCCAGAUCAAUACAUACAUUAGACUUUGAAAUUAACUGUUGCACCAUCCUAUACAGUAAAAGUAAUAACAGCAAUAGUAUAAGCCAGUGGUCCAUGUACAUGGAGGGCUAGGUUACUCCCCUUGGUCUCAAGUUAGACAUUUUUUACUUGAUACUUUAAAGUGUUAAACUAUUACAGAAAGGUGCUGGUGAAAUAUGCAUGAUGCCUCUCUUCACCAGGGGAACUAACCUUAGCAAUCACCCCCACAUUCUGCCUGCUGUUGAAUAGUUUUCUGUACUCUGUUAAUCACCUGGUCUCUGGAGCACAAGUAUUGCUUUGACUCCCUAAAGUUGUUGCAGACUAGACUUCUUGUGUUACAUUGCUAGAGCUAUAUUGUCUGGUGUGCCAAGUUUCUACCAAAGAUCUUUUGUAACAGUUCACAUUGAUUAAUAGUCUUUUAUAUAACCAUCCUCUUCAACUUGAAACAAGAAACUAAUAGAAACCAUUACAACAUUCUACACCACUUUCCAAAUAUAAACCUUCAGGAUAUUUAAAGUAUUUAAAAUUACUACAUCUGAAUUACAUAUAUUUUAAAUGUCUAUAUCAGGAUUGAAAACUAUUACAUUCUUUAUGUAUUGUAUUUUCAAGAUUUUUCAUUCAGUACUGAUUGAAUAUUCUAUUUCUUAAAUCAGUUUGUGCAUUAUGGCGUCAUGUAAGCAUUACUUAACUCAGGAUUGACUUUUUACUUUCUCAUACAUUGAGUAUAGAGGAAAUAUUGUUGUAGCCCUAACAAACUGUUUUACACCUACUUGAGUCAGAAAACUUAGUUGUCUGUGCUUGUUUGUGUGUAUGUGAAACCAUUUCAGUUAGGUUAACUAAAUUUCACAUGUAAGUGUUACAGCAAAUUAGUAGUUAUAUACUAACUUCUGAGCAUUUUGUGAUACUUUAUCGACUUUCAGUUUCUUAAAAGCUGAUGACUUAAGUACCGUUUCAGUUAGGUGGUAAAAAUUUCACAGGUUCUUUCAAGUUUCAAACAAUUUCCUGUAAUUGCAAGUGGUAUUUUAAUCUAUUUCCAAAGGAACAUGAUAACUUAGUACUGUUUAAGUUAGAUAGAUGAAAGUUCAUAGUUAAAGAACUUAUAAUUAGAUUACUUUUAAUUUUUGCGUAACCUCUGACAACCUGUGGUUCCAUCUCAAUCUUUUAUAUUUUUAUAGCCCAAGUGCAGUGUAAGUAUAAUUCCAACCCUUACUGUUAUAAAAUACAAGAAAGUUUGUUGUAAAAAAGGGUUGGAC